This is a messenger RNA of Alternaria alternata, 1053 nucleotides long. RefSeq lists its product as hypothetical. The record is from RefSeq and is a predicted model, not a curated record. Gene Ontology annotation, molecular function: acetylpyruvate hydrolase activity. The transcript has 3 exons. Lineage: Eukaryota; Fungi; Ascomycota; Dothideomycetes; Pleosporales; Pleosporaceae. Gene Ontology annotation, cellular component: mitochondrion. Bases 252 to 956 code for a protein of 234 amino acids.
UGUGGAAUGGCUGUUGCGGUAGUUUGGUUGCGUUGCGAUCGUAAGUAGGAUGGAUGACCCAGCAGCUCUGACGUUCACACGGCAAUCCCCCCCACAUCUCGGUUCCUAACCCGUAGCGGGCAGGGGCCCGAGAUCAAAACUCCCGUCGAUUACCGGUCAAGUACCUUCCCGAAGACGGUCUGCUACAUCUUGUUUGCAGUCAUAUAUACGUGCUUUUAGGUUAUAUCUGAAAACCUUGGGAAUACUUCAUCAUGGCGAGCAUACAAGCUAUCAGGGCGAAUUGUCGCAAGGUCAUGUGCAUAGGCAGGAACUAUGCAGACCACAUCAAGGAGCUGUCUAGUGCUACGCCCAAGCAACCCUUCUUCUUCCUGAAGCCACCAUCAUCUAUCUUGCUACCAGGCGCUGGUCCAGUACUACGACCUCGUGGUGUGAAUAUGCACUAUGAAGUUGAGCUCGGUCUCAUCAUGGGCAAGACAAUAAGGGAUCUGCAUCCCGAGGAUACCAAGGGUGCUAUGGAUGCUAUAGAAGGUUAUGUUCUCGCUAUCGACAUGACUGCACGUAAUGUGCAGGAUGAAGCGAAAAGAAAAGGCCUGCCAUGGUCCAUUGCGAAGGGUUUCGACACCUUCAUGCCCAUCAGCAACUUCAUCGCGAAGAGCCGGAUCCCAGACCCACAGAAAGCACACCUUUGGCUUUCAGUCAACAACGAGAUGAAGCAAUCCGACAACACUGAACUAAUGCUUUUCCGAAUUCCGAGACAACUAAGCGACAUUAGUAGGGUCAUGACGCUAGAAAAGGGCGAUAUUGUACUCACAGGAACGCCGAAGGGCGUGGGUCCAGUGAAGACGGGCGACAUUAUGCGUGCGGGACUCAAAGUGGAUGGUAAAGAUAUCGAAGAGGCGAACCUGGAAGUACCAGUUGCAGAUCGUGAGGGUUUGUACGAGUUCAGCGAAACAUAAGGCGAAGUUUCCAUACGUGAGCAACGACCGAAGUUCAUCAGAUCUUGAAAAUUUAGAAAGCGCCGAUUCCAGAUAUCUCCGGUUUCGCCCUUGUUCC